UCCGCUCUACAGUGCUGUGGCCGAGUCCUCGCCGUCUGGAAAGCACCCAGUCAGCGACCAAUCAUGGACGCCUCUCCUCUCCAGCCUCAGGUUCCGAGGGCGAUCGAGGCGACGGAAGACUACAGAUUGGUGCCGUCUGUGGUGCUGACUGGACACGGGAGGAUGAAGAGAAUAAAGGUUGUGAAUAUGCCGCUGCCACACGCCCUGAAAGACGACCACGUCGAGGUGGAGGUUUUCUACUGCGGCCUUAAUUUUACGGAUAAUUACCUGAGACUGGGCAUCAUCAGAAGCGAGGCCUUUCCAAUCGUCAUGGGAAGCGAGUGUUGCGGGGUAGUCAGGCGAGUGGGAGCUGGAGUGGACGAUCUCGAGGCGGGCCGCAAGGUGCUGUGCCUGUGGAUGCAGGGCGGGCUGUUCCGGCGCGUGGUGCAGGUGCCGCGCGGCCGCUGCUUCGCGCUGCCCGCCAGCGCCACGCUCAGGCACGCCGCCGCGCUCGGCCUCGACUGCCUCGUCGCCUACCUCUGCCUGUUCGACCUGGGCAGGCUGCGCAAGGCGGGCGUCGUCUUCAUGCAGUCUCUCGCAGGUGGCGUGGGCACGGCCGUGGCGCAGGUGGCUCGGACGGUGCCGCUGGUCACGGUGCUGGGGACGGCCUCGGAGUCCAAGCACGACAAGCUGUGGCGCCUGGGGGUGAACGGCGUGUACCGCCACGAGGAGGACUACGUGGAGCGCAUCCUGAGCCUCUACCCUGAGGGCGUCGAUGUCGCCAUCGUCCGGAGUGGAGGGGCGGAUACCGAAAAAUUCCUGAGGCUGCUCAAGCCUUGCGGAAGACUGAUCACUAUCGGCUCGGACAGUACGGCUACAUACCCAAGAACUAUUACGAUGACACUGCAGAGACCAACUUGGGACACAAAAUACGUGUCUUCCGCUGAGUUAGUGAACAAGAAUGUUAUCGUCGCUGGUCUGAACGUUGGAGAUAUGAUUAAGAAUCAUUCAUACGAUGUACAAAUAAUGCUGGACAAUGUAUUUGACCUAUAUUUCCAGGAGAAGAUAAAACCUCAAAUUCAUUCCGUUUUACCAUUUGAGAAGAUGACGGACGGCCUCGAGCUGCUGUGCAGAAGGGAGAACUUCGGGAAGGUCCUGCUGGUCGUCCAGGACGAGUUGGACCACCCGGUGGCGUUCGGCUGGCGGGUGCCCAGUCCCCCGAAACCUAUCCCCGGCGCCGUGACGUGGGACCGACUCCAGCGGAGGGUCGAGGCGAAAGUAAUCUGCAAGAGGAAGCUGAAGUACUGGGCGAGGCAAGCGGAGACGGCAGCCGCUGGGGCGCUGGAGGAGACUGAGGAAGAGAAUGCUGGCGAUAAAGACGACGACGAUGACGACGACGACGACUCUAUGUUCACGGAGCUGGAGGCGAGUGUGGCCGCAGAAAUGGUUAAAGCGAUCAGCGAGUCUGAAGCUGAAGGGAACGCGAGUUUCUGAAAUUUGUCUCUUCCAGUAGAGCCUUUCGCGAAAUCGUCCAGAGAUCUCCGGAAUAUUUUAUUUUACGACAUUAGUACGUCUUUUAUUGUUGGAUAAGGAGACAAUACAAAUGUACCUUAAGCAUCUCUGCCAAAUG
Messenger RNA from Schistocerca cancellata (South American locust), 1609 nucleotides. RefSeq names its product synaptic vesicle membrane protein VAT-1 homolog. The coding region runs from base 64 to 1473 and encodes 469 amino acids. The record is from RefSeq and is a predicted model, not a curated record. Gene Ontology annotation, molecular function: oxidoreductase activity. NCBI's taxonomy places the organism in Eukaryota, Metazoa, Arthropoda, Insecta, Orthoptera, Acrididae. The transcript is spliced from 8 exons.